Molecule: messenger RNA, 632 nt
Organism: Sipha flava (yellow sugarcane aphid)
Lineage: Eukaryota; Metazoa; Arthropoda; Insecta; Hemiptera; Aphididae
Gene: AP-2sigma
Product: AP-2 complex subunit sigma
Exons: 1
Coding region: 132-560 (142 amino acids)
Biological process (GO): clathrin-dependent endocytosis; intracellular protein transport
Cellular component (GO): membrane coat; intracellular membrane-bounded organelle; AP-2 adaptor complex
Molecular function (GO): clathrin-cargo adaptor activity
Source: RefSeq, a predicted model, not a curated record
CACUCAACACCGCCUACCUGCAGCUGUGUAAUUUAGUAUUGAUUUUUUGUUGACGCGGUCUUGGUCGUUUUAUCUUUUAAUAUCUUAUUUUUCACUAAUUUAAUUUCUUGAAACGUUCUAAAUACUCCAUUAUGAUUCGUUUUAUUCUUAUACAAAACAGAGCAGGUAAAACGAGGCUAGCAAAAUGGUAUAUGAACUUUGAUGAUGAUGAAAAACAAAAGCUCAUUGAAGAAGUACAUGCAGUUGUAACAGUCAGAGAUGCUAAACAUACAAAUUUUGUAGAAUUUCGAAACUUCAAAAUAAUUUAUCGGAGGUACGCUGGUUUAUAUUUUUGCAUUUGUGUGGACGUGGGCGAUAACAAUCUCUGUUAUCUGGAGGCCAUACAUAAUUUUGUUGAAGUCCUCAACGAAUAUUUCCACAACGUAUGUGAACUUGAUCUGGUGUUCAACUUCUACAAAGUAUACACUGUAGUUGAUGAAAUGUUUUUAGCAGGCGAAAUUCGAGAAACAAGUCAAACAAAAGUUUUAAAACAACUACUUAUGUUGAGUUCAUUAGAAUAAGUUAUUAUAUACGGAUGUGCAAAUAUUUUGCCUUACCAAUAUACAAUAUUUUAUAAUUUAUUUAUUUAUUAA